GCGCGCCAGUGUGGCUGAAAUCUGUUGCGUUCAAAGUUAUGAAGACAUUGUGAGUCGACGUGCAUUUUCAAUAACAUCUAUAUUACGAUUCAGCAAUGGGGUCGUGUCGUGCAUACAUUUUAAUAGCCACUCUCCAGUUGGCGCAAGUGCUGGCCGUGGAGGAAUUCGCCAAACGCACUCCGCACGGCUUCUUCGGAAUGCGCGGGAAGAAGUACAUUGAGGCCAGAGACACAGAAUUGUUCAAACGUAGACCGAAUUUCUUCGUCGGAGUCAAGGGAAAGAGAGCGUUCGAGUAUCCUGAAGAUCUGUGGCCAUACAAACGCACUCCCAUGGGUUUUGUCGGCAUGCGCGGCAAGAAAGAGUUCACCGAUUUCUCCCUACCAUACAGCUUCGAGUACGACCCAAAGAGGAACCCAAUGAAUCAAAUGGAUUAUAUUAACGACGUCAACCGAGAGUCAUUCAUGAACGCAGCUAUCAAUGAAUACCUUCAAAAGUUGCAAAGUGCUGAUGACGACGAUUCCCGAAUCACAAACGAGGUAGACAAGCGCGCGUUUUACGGUGUUCGAGGUAAAAAAUCGAUCCCAGAAAAACGGCAAAACAGGCGUCGAGGUUUCAUAGGCGUUCGUGGUAAAAAGGACGUGAGGUAUGGCGGGCCUAAAGAGAUUAAGUUUUUGCUGACAGGACCCUGGCCGAAGAGAAAGGCGCAGACUGGCUUCAUAGGAAUGCGGGGCAAGAAGUGGACUGAUGCUGAUUCCAGCAGCGAGAUCGACGCGUCCAACUGAAUCCCCACAAAGGACUACAGAAACACUAACAUAUCCUAUAUUUAAGCUACGCUCUUGCCAAUUAAUAUAAUAGGCUUAUUUAGCGUCGAUAAAUUGAAUUUCUAGUAAAUAUUUACUCUUACAGUAUAAAAAGAACUUCGCUAUUUCUUACGUAUUUUAAAUAAGUAUUAAAUAAAAUAUACUUAAUUGUUGUCAAACAUUAUGAAAUAAUGUAGUUGUUGUUUUAAGAGUUUAUAAAUACUUUGAAAAUAAGAUGUUUAUUAUUGAAUUAUCUACUUCGAUCUCAAUGUAUUGC
Molecule: messenger RNA, 1077 nt
Organism: Colias croceus (clouded yellow)
Lineage: Eukaryota; Metazoa; Arthropoda; Insecta; Lepidoptera; Pieridae
Gene: Tk
Product: tachykinins
Exons: 3
Coding region: 96-782 (228 amino acids)
Source: RefSeq, a predicted model, not a curated record